Messenger RNA from Closterium sp. Naga37s-1, 493 nucleotides. Lineage: Eukaryota; Viridiplantae; Streptophyta; Zygnematophyceae; Desmidiales; Closteriaceae. The record is from the annotation of a GenBank genome assembly.
GUACGACAUGCGAGCUGGCUUCUGGGGAGUCAUGGGUGGACCCAGCCUCGGCAUUCUGCCUGCGAACAUACCGCAGCUGAGGGAGCCAAUGAGGCGGGACUGUGCAGGGGGGCGCACGCGCGUGCUGGUGAACGGGCGCGAGCUGUGCCAGCGGGACCUGGCGCCACUCACACGGCGGGGCAUGCCGGGGGCAGCGCAGCGGCAGUACACUCUGGACGCCUCGGGGCAGCUUCGUGAUGCCGCCUCCUCCGCCCUCGUCUCCCACCUUGGCCACCUCGCCCCCUCGUAUGCCUCUUCCUGCUGCCUCCUAUGCCCCUGCUGGCUCUGUCCUAUGCCCCUGCCUGCUCUGUUGUAUGCCUCCCCCCUUGCUCCCUCGUGUGCCCCUCUCCCUCCUUGCUCCCUCGUGUGCCCCCCUCCCUCCUUGCUCCCUCGUUCGUAUGGCCACCUCAUAUUAUCACCUCGUAUGGCCACCUCAUAUUAUCACCUCGUAUGA